AUGGAGAAUGAUGGCAAAGAGUCGUAUAAGGAUGGUGAUCAAUCUGAGGAUUUAAGUGUUGAGUAUGAGUGUAGUUCCGACGAAAGUGAUGAUAUGGUGGAUGUAACUGUAGAUGAAGCAGAGGCAGAUAUAAUUAAUGCUGGUGGUUUGGAAAAGUUGAUAACUGAUUUGACCAUCGAAGACAUAUGGGGAUUGGCGUUUGAUACAGAAUCUCAAGUUUGUGAAUUUUAUGCCAAAUAUGCCAAGUGCUAUGGAUUUGUGUCCCGAAAAGACUUGAAGACGGUGGAUGCUAAUGGCAACAUUAAUACAAGACAGUUGGUUUGCAAUAAAGCAGGAGAAAGACGUUGGAAGCACCUUAAAAGGGACAAUCGGCAAAGGGAGCAUAGGGCAAUUACUCGUGUCAACUGCAAGGCGAGGAUUCGGUUCAUUCGUCACUAUAGAACGGGUAAGUGGAAAGUCAGUGUCUUUGAGAGUGAACACAAUCAUCCACUGUGUCCACCUAAGUACAGACAUCUUAUUGCCGUGAAUCGUGGGCUUGAUGAGGCCGAUAAAACACAAGCAGACAGCUUGCGAGCAUGUGGUGUUAAAACUUGCCACAUAAUGGGUUACAUGGUUUCCCAAAAAGGUGGAUAUGAUAAAGUGGGUUUUACUAGCAAAGACUUACAUAACCACAUUAGUAAGACUAGGCGUGGCAAAGUGAAAGACGGUGAUGCAUUUGCUGCGUUGGCCUAUCUGUUUUCUAAGGCAGAUAGUGACCCGUUAUUUCUAGGAAAGUUCACCUUAAAGGAUGGUAGGUUGGAUAAUUUGGUGUGGGCUGAUGGAGAAAGCGUUGUUGAUUACGAAUGUUUUGGCGAUGUACUGGCUUUUCACUACACUUACAAGAAAAAUGUAUACAACAAGCCCCUUAGUCAUAUUUUCAGGGACCAACCACCAUGGCCAGACGACUAUCUUUGGAUGCGCUCUGCUCUCAGAUGA
This is a messenger RNA of Arachis duranensis, 975 nucleotides long. Its product is annotated as protein FAR1-RELATED SEQUENCE 5-like. The record is from RefSeq and is a predicted model, not a curated record. The transcript has a single exon. Bases 1 to 975 code for a protein of 324 amino acids. Lineage: Eukaryota; Viridiplantae; Streptophyta; Magnoliopsida; Fabales; Fabaceae.